AUGUCGGAUGCGUAUUGUACGGAUUGUAAGAAGGAGACGGAGUUGGUGUUCGAUCACUCCGCCGGAGAUACCCUUUGCUCUGAGUGUGGUCUUGUUUUGGAAUCUCACUCGAUUGAUGAGACAUCUGAGUGGCGUACCUUCGCUAAUGAGUCAUCGAACAGCGAUCCCAAUCGUGUCGGUGGUCCGACCAACCCUCUUCUCGUCGAUAGUGGUUUAACCACUGUUAUCGCCAAACCCAAUGGUUCCUCUGGUGAUUUCUUGUCUUCUUCUCUUGGGAGGUGGCAGAAUCGUAACUCUAAUUCCGAACGUGGUCUGAUUCAAGCGUUUAAAACAAUCGCUACCAUGUCCGAUAGGUUGGGACUUGUUGCUACUAUCAAGGAUCGGGCUAAUGAGUUAUUUAAGAGGCUGGAGGAUCAAAAGUCUAGCAGGGGAAGGAAUCAGGAUGCACUUUUGGCAGCCUGCUUGUACAUUUCCUGUAGACAAGAGGACAAACCGCGAACUAUUAAGGAAAUUUGCUCUGUUGCCAAUGGAGCGACAAAGAAGGAAAUUGGACGAGCAAAAGACUACAUAGUUAAAACAUUGGGGUUGGAGACUGGUGGUAAGGCUGUGGAAUUGGGCGCUAUACACGCUGGUGAUUUCAUGAGAAGGUUCUGCUCUAACCUUGGAAUGUCUCAGCAAGCAGUUAAAGCUGCUCAAGAAGCUGUGAAAACAGCCGAGGAGUUUGAUAUAAGGAGGAGCCCUAUAUCAAUAGCUGCAGUAGUUAUAUAUAUCAUCACUCAGCUUUCUGAUGACAAGAAGUCUCUCAAAGAUAUAUCGACUGCGACAGGAGUAGCAGAAGGGACAAUAAGAAAUUCAUACAAAGACUUGUAUCCACAUCUUCCAAAGAUAGCACCAAGUUGGUAUGCUAAGGAAGAGGAUCUUAAGAACCUCUCAAGUCCUUGA
Arabis nemorensis is the source of this 942-nucleotide messenger RNA. The record is from the annotation of a GenBank genome assembly. NCBI's taxonomy places the organism in Eukaryota, Viridiplantae, Streptophyta, Magnoliopsida, Brassicales, Brassicaceae.